Molecule: messenger RNA, 793 nt
Organism: Manacus vitellinus (golden-collared manakin)
Lineage: Eukaryota; Metazoa; Chordata; Aves; Passeriformes; Pipridae
Gene: GP9
Product: glycoprotein IX platelet
Exons: 1
Coding region: 1-624 (207 amino acids)
Source: RefSeq, a predicted model, not a curated record
AUGAGCGGGCUGCGGUUCAUCUCUGCGGUGGGAUUCGCCGCGCUGCUGCUCCCGGGGGUCCAGGGGGGAGCGUGUCCCUCCUCCUGCAGCUGCGGGGCCCCGGGAGGGUCCCGGGGGCUGCACGUGGACUGCAGCUCGCGGGGGCUGCGGGCAGUGCCCGGCCUGCCCCGGGACACCCGCAGCCUGGACCUCAGCAACAACAGCCUGAGCCGCGUCCCCGCGGGAGUCCUGGACACCCUGCCCGGCCUGGAGCGCCUGGACGUGGCUGGCAACCCCUGGCACUGCGACUGCCACAUCCUGUACCUGAAGCUCUGGCUGCAAGACUUGUCUGCACCCUCCCUUGCCCGCGUCAGGUGUGCCAGCCCAGCUCCCAUCAGAAUGAAGCCCCUGGCAGAGCUGACUGGGAACGAGCUGGGGAUGUGCAAGAGGCUUCUCCCAGUCAGGUGUCUGGGGUUCUUCUGGCGAGACCUCAUUUUAAUUGCUGGAGCAAUAAUUACACUUCUUUUAGUAGCAUGGGCUCUGAAAUUCUCCAAAAAGCUUGUCUGCCAACUGAACCUCGGCCGGUACGGUGCCAGGGGCCGCCUGCUGAGGAGACACAACCCCAAAAGCCACAAGGUACACUGAGCUGGGCACUGCCACAGCUGGAACAGAAACAUCCAACUCCUCUACGAGCAAAGCAAGUGCACUGGCAACACUGGUUUGAAUGGUGACUGCUACAAACAGGUCGCAGGGCUCAAAGGCUGGUCCUGGGAUGGACAAGCUUGCCUGAAUGAGGGACUCCUGGUGAGGUGUU